AUGUCUGUGCCCGCUGCCGGGGAAGCUAAGAUCGUCCCGGGGGGCUUCCAGGGCGAGACAGCGCUCUCGCCGUAUGAAGAGGACAUCCCUGAGAACCUCCGUCGCGCGACAUCGCGGCUCCAAUUUCCGCCAUCGUACGUCGCCGUGGGUUUUUACAGGCUUAUCACGGACCGCAACUUGCGCGUACCCGCAUGGCAGAAGUGCAGGCACGGCUUUGUGCGCGGCGCGUCCGUGGGGCUCAUUUGGACUGCUGGGUCGUACAAGAUCCAGAAGGUGUUCGUCGAAUAUUUCCUCAUCAACUCCCCCCGCGUGACUGGUCUCUCGCGGGAGACCCUCUUCGGCAUCCAGAUGCCAUUCGACCUCACCACCUACGCGACGCUCUUCUUCCUCUCGACGCAGGUGUCGUCAAUCAUCUACUUCUUCCUCUCGCGCAACCUCCGCGUCGCACGUGAGCGCGCGUACGAGCAGACGAUCCAGUCGCGCGCCAAAGGGACCGCGUUCUGGCAGCCGUAUGUCGAGGAGUGGGACCAUCCCCCGCGCGUGAAGCCGGUCAGGUGGGGCUGGAAGGACCUCAUGAGCGGACCCGUCGGCCGCAUCGUCGCCAACGUGAUCGCCCUGCCGCUGAACUUCAUCCCGUUGGCGGGCAUGGUCAUCGCGGCGUGGUUCCGCGCGCUGGGGACGGCGAAGUACCUCCACGAGCCGUAUUACAAAGUGAAGGGUAUGACGCCCGAGCAGGUCGCGACCUUCAUCGAGGAGCGCAAGUGGGACUACAGAGCGUUCGGGUUCACGGCAGCGCUCGCUGAACGCCUGCCCAUCGUCGGGCUGGUCUUCUCGAUUUCGAACCGCAUCGGUGCCGCGAUGUGGGCUGUUGACCUUGAGAAGCGCCAGCAUUAUGUCGCCGACGUGAAAGCCGGACGUGCUCCGCUGGGCACGGGAUGUUUGGGCCUCAGAAGACGAAGUCGCAGUAGGAUCCCCGGGAUUUUUGGAGGCGCCGAGAUGAACUCCGUUGCAGAGGAACAUGUUUGUAGCAAGCAGCCCAUUUGA
This is a messenger RNA of Epithele typhae, 1044 nucleotides long. RefSeq lists its product as uncharacterized. The record is from RefSeq and is a predicted model, not a curated record. The coding region runs from base 1 to 1044 and encodes 347 amino acids. The transcript has 8 exons. NCBI's taxonomy places the organism in Eukaryota, Fungi, Basidiomycota, Agaricomycetes, Polyporales, Epitheliaceae.